AAGACAGGCAGGGAAGGCUGGCUGUGUCCUCCUGAAGAGGCACACUCACCCUGGGAACAGCUGGAAACACCGCACAGCCUACUCAGGAGGAAAUCCAAAUUAUUUAUUUAUUGGUUUGUUUGUUUGUUUGUUUGUUUGUUUGUUUGUUUGUUUGUUUGUUUAAAUAAGAAGACUCCCACACAAAGCCAGCAAACAUGGGAUUUUUAGAAGGACACAAGUAUGAGGCAACUCCAACAUCAGAGAAAGAAGGAAAGAAGAAGAAAGGAAAGAAGAAGGGACAUAGAGACAUAGAAGAACUGAAGAAGGAAGUUGAUUUGGAUGAUCAUAAGCUAGCGUUCGAUGAGAUCCAGCGGAAGUAUGGCACUGAUCUCGAACGGGGUUUAACCAUCAGCCGUGCCUCUGAGAUCCUGGCGCGAGAUGGCCCCAAUGUCCUGACUCCUCCUGUCACCACCCCCGAGUGGGUCAAGUUCUGCAAGCAGAUGUUCGGCGGUUUCUCCAUGCUUCUGUGGACUGGAGCCUUCCUCUGUUACUUUGCUUAUGCAAUUCAACAAGCCACAGACCCAGAACCCGUCAAUGACAAUCUGUACCUGGGAAUUGCACUUACUUUUGUUGUGAUCAUUAGUGGCUUCUUCUCAUAUUACCAAGAAGCUAAAAGCUCCAGGAUCAUGGAUUCAUUCAAGAAAAUGGUUCCACAGCAAGCGCUGGUUAUCCGAGACGGUGAAAAGAAGAGCAUCCAUGCGGAGGAGGUUGUUGUUGGAGACCUGGUGGAAGUGAAGGGGGGAGACCGGAUACCUGCUGAUCUGAGAAUCAUCUCGGCUCACGGCUGCAAGGUUGACAAUUCUUCCCUAACUGGUGAGUCUGAACCUCAGACCAGAUCUCCUGACUUCUCCAAUGAAAAUCCUCUUGAGACCAGGAACAUUGCCUUCUUCCCUACCAACUGUGUUGAAGGCACUGCUCGUGGGAUUGUCAUCAACACUGGCGACAAUACUGUGAUGGGACGUAUUGCAACUCUUGCUUCUGGUCUGGAAGUUGGUCGCACACCUAUUUCUAUUGAAUUAGAGCACUUCAUCCGCAUCAUCACUGGGGUGGCGGUGUUCCUGGGGGUCUCUUUCUUCAUCCUCUCCCUGAUCCUUGGCUACAAUUGGCUAGAGGCCGUCAUCUUCCUGAUUGGAAUCAUUGUAGCCAAUGUACCUGAAGGUCUCCUGGCUACUGUCACUGUCUGUCUGACUCUCACAGCGAAACGUAUGGCCCGUAAGAACUGCCUGGUGAAGAAUCUGGAAGCUGUGGAGACUCUGGGGUCCACCUCUACCAUUUGCUCGGACAAGACUGGAACCCUGACCCAGAACAGAAUGACUGUUGCUCAUUUGUGGUUUGAUAACCAAAUUCACAAAGUUGACACCACAGAGGAUCAAAGCGGUAUCUCCUUUGACAAAAGCUCCCCAUCCUGGCCUGCUCUGGCCCGUAUUGCUGGGUUGUGUAACCGUGCUGUGUUUAUGUCUGACCAGGAGAAUUUACCAGUGCUGAAGAGAGAUGUUGCUGGUGAUGCCUCAGAAGCUGCCCUGCUGAAAUGUAUUGAGAUGUGCUGUGGGUCUGUGAAAGGAAUGAGAGAUCAGUAUCCCAAAGUGGCAGAAAUCCCCUUCAACUCAACCAACAAGUACCAGCUGUCUAUCCAUAAGAACCCAAAUCCAUCCGAAUCCCGAUUCCUCUUGGUGAUGAAGGGCGCCCCAGAAAGAAUUCUCGACCGCUGCUCCACCAUCCUGAUGCAGGGCAAGGAACAGCCUUUGGAGGAUGAGAUGAAAGAUGCUUUCCAGAAUGCCUACCUUGAGCUCGGUGGCCUGGGAGAGAGAGUGCUUGGAUUUUGCCACUUUGCCCUGCCUGAUGACCAGUUUACUGGAGGGUUUGAGUUUGACACCGAUGAGGUGAACUUCCCAACUGAGAACCUCUGUUUUGUGGGCUUGAUGGCCAUGAUUGAUCCUCCCCGUGCUGCUGUGCCUGAUGCUGUUAGCAAGUGCAGGAGUGCAGGAAUUAAGGUUAUCAUGGUUACUGGUGACCACCCCAUUACGGCCAAGGCCAUUGCAAAGGGUGUUGGGAUCAUCUCUGAGGGCAACGAAACUGUGGAAGAUAUUGCAGCCCGUCUGAAAAUCCCUGUUGCUGAAGUCAACCCGAGAGAUGCCAAAGCCUGUGUAGUUCACGGCAGUGACCUGAAGGAUCUGACUUCCGAGCAGCUGGAUGACAUCCUGAAACACCACACUGAGAUUGUGUUUGCUCGAACCUCUCCUCAGCAGAAGCUCAUCAUCGUGGAGGGCUGCCAACGACAGGGGGCCGUUGUAGCCGUGACUGGUGACGGAGUCAACGACUCCCCUGCCCUGAAGAAAGCAGAUAUCGGUGUUGCUAUGGGCAUAGCUGGAUCAGACGUCUCCAAACAGGCUGCUGACAUGAUCCUGCUGGAUGACAACUUUGCUUCCAUUGUGACCGGUGUAGAAGAAGGCCGUUUGAUCUUUGACAACCUGAAGAAGUCCAUUGCCUACACCCUGACCAGUAACAUUCCUGAGAUCACACCUUUCCUGCUCUACAUCAUUGCCAACAUUCCUCUGCCACUGGGAACUGUCACCAUUCUGUGCAUUGACUUGGGCACUGACUUGAUCCCUGCGAUCUCCUAUGCCUAUGAAAAAGCAGAGAGUGACAUCAUGAAGAGAAACCCCAGGAAUAUCUUCACCGACAAGCUGGUGAAUGAAAGAUUGAUCAGUAUGGCCUAUGGUCAAAUCGGAAUGAUUCAAGCCUUGGGAGGAUUUUUCACCUUUUUCGUCAUUCUUGGUGAAUAUGGUUUUCUUCCGUCAAGGCUUAUGGGAAUCCGUGUUACCUGGGAUGACAAAUAUAUCAAUGACUUGGAAGACAGCUAUGGACAGCAGUGGACCUAUGAGCAAAGAAAGAUUGUUGAGUACACCUGCCAAACAGCCUUCUUUGUUACCAUUGUGAUUUGCCAGUGGAUGGUGUUAAUCAUCUGUAAAACAAGAAGAAACUCAGUCUUCCAACAGGGACUGAGAAACAAAAUCCUGGUCUUUGGCCUGUUUGAAGAGACGGCGUUGGCUGCCCUCCUGUCUUACUGCCCAGGAAUGGACAUUGCCCUCAGAAUGUACCCACUCAAGCCCCACUGGUGGUUCUGCCCCUUUCCCUUUGCUCUCUUCAUCUUCGUCUAUGACGAGAUCCGGAAAUACAUCCUCCGACGCUGUCCAGGAGGUUGGGUGGAGAAAGAGACAUACUAUUAGGGUUCUCUACAUCAUACAGGCCGGUGCAUGAGUCUUACAGCUCUGACCUUUAACAGCUCAGUUAGAGAAUCAAGACUUUUUGUGCCUUUGUUGUGGAGUACCUAGAACUGUAUGUUUUUAACUCUGUAAAUGAAAAUAAAAUUUCACAGUUACUA
Lepisosteus oculatus (spotted gar) is the source of this 3421-nucleotide messenger RNA. RefSeq names its product sodium/potassium-transporting ATPase subunit alpha-1-like. Gene Ontology annotation, cellular component: plasma membrane. Gene Ontology annotation, molecular function: P-type sodium:potassium-exchanging transporter activity; ATP hydrolysis activity; ATP binding. Lineage: Eukaryota; Metazoa; Chordata; Actinopteri; Semionotiformes; Lepisosteidae. The record is from RefSeq and is a predicted model, not a curated record. Gene Ontology annotation, biological process: potassium ion import across plasma membrane; proton transmembrane transport; intracellular potassium ion homeostasis.